AUGUCCACCGAACCAAAGAAGGUUUUAAAUGGGGUUUCUACAUUGACUUCGAAACUUGUUUCUUCAGCGAUAGAACCAAUAGAAGUACAUGUUGUGAAUUCCCAAGAUGGAUUAAGUGUUUCCAAACAUACUGCUGUUUCUUUUAAAGUAAAAGGGUCACUUGAAGAUGCCAUUUUAAAAAAGGCCUCUCCAUUGAAUACGGUUGCUAGUAAAAGCAAGAAUAUGGGGAAAUUAUCGGGGAGCAAAAAAUGGGGUUCCAGGCCACUAGGAAAAUUAAUAAAAUCCCUUAUGGGAAAGGAUCUUGGUUUUAUUGGUCCAUCAUUUACCUGUCAAAGAGGUAAUACGCAAGAGAGACGUGAUCGAGCUCUGACUAAUGAUGGUUGGAUCUCUACGUUUCCACAGACUCUGGUUUAUCACCUCUCUCGUAUCAAAUCGGAUCAUAAACCUAUUCUUUUAAAUUCUAAUCCUGAAUUUAGUUCCCUGAGAGGGAGACUGUUUCAUUUUCUUGCAGGAUGGACGAAGCACACAAAUUUUAAAGAAUUGGUUGUGGAAAAGUGGAGAUUCUCGGGUAAUAUGGCGGAUUCUUUAUCUGAUUUUACCUCACAUGUUAAAAAUUGGAACAAGUUUGUCUAUGGCUUUAUUGGUAUGAGGAAAAGACAGCUUCUGAGAUCACUUGGGAAUAUCCAAAAGGCUAUGGACCAGUCGAAUUCUAGGAGACUUGUUAAUUUAGAGAUGGAGGUUCGUGAUGAAUUGGAGAGUGUCCUUAAUCAUGAGGAACUUUUAUGGAGGCAAAAGGCGAGAUGUGACUGGCUCCAGUUUGGGGAUCGUAAUACCAAGUUCUUCCAUUCUCGUACUUUGCAAAGGAGGAAAUUUAAUCGCAUUAUGGCCUUACGCAUCAAUAAUGAGGAGUGGUGUUCGGAUCAGUCUAUCCUCAGUGAUGAGGCUGCCAGGUUCUUUGAAAAUUUGUAUGGUAAAAUUCCUAAUCCCAUGCCUGAUCUUCCUUUGAAUACUUUUCCACGUCUUAAAGACCAUGAUAUUGACUUUCUUAAAAAGCCGGUGUUGAAUGUUGAAAUCAAGAAGGCCCUUUUUGAUAUGGCUCCGUUGAAAGCUCCGGGGAGUGAUGGCUUUCAUGUGUAUUUCUUCCAAAGUCAGUGGGACUUAGUUGGAAGGGCAGUCUGUGAGUGGGUUCAAGUGAUUGCCAAUAGAUUCAAAGUGGUGUUUCCUAAUUUCAUUUCUCUUGAGCAAGCGGAUUUUAUUGCUAGUCGAAGCAUCUUAGAUAAUAUCAUCAUUGUGCAAGAAAUCAUCCAUUCCAUGCGAAGUAGGAAAGCUGGUAGGAAUUGGAUGGCCAUUAAGCUAGACCUUGAGAAAGCAUAUGACAAGAUUAGUUGGAAUUUCAUUGAUGCCUCCCUGGUUGCUGCUGGAAUCCUAGAGAUCCUUAGGAAGUUAGGCCAACUGAUUAGUUCAGAGAUUUCUAGCGGUAGGUGGCAACCUAUUCGGUUAUCCGGAUUGGGGCCGACUUUAUCUCAUCUCUUCUUUGCUGAUGAUCUUGUCAUUUUUUGUAAGGCAGAGAUGAAUCAAGCCAUUGUGCUAAAGGAAAUCCUUAAUCGGUUUUGUGCCUUUUCUGGGCAUAAGAUUAGCGUAAGGAAGAGCAACAUGUUUUUUGCCAAAGGGGUGGAUACCAGCUUAAGUGAUCAAAUCAGACGGAUCACCCUCGCUCAAUCUGUUCUACUUUCUGUUCCUAACUAUUUCAUGCAGUCCUUGUUGGUUCCUAAAGGAAUUUGUGAUGAGAUUGAACGGAUUACUAAACAGUCUAUUUGGGGAGGUUCAGUUAGGCAUUUUAAAACAGUUGGAGAUGGUUCUACGAUCCGCGGCUGGAAAGAUAUAUGGAUACCUAAUGUUGGGUCUCUUUACUCAUAUGUCUCUGGCCAUGAUAGACUUAAUUUAGAUAGUACGUUGAAGGAUUGGGAUAUGGGCACUACGUGGUCAUGUCUUUUUGGUCUUAUUUCUUGGAGAAUCUGGAAGAAUAGGAAUUUGUUCAUCUUCCAAAACAUCAAGUGGACAGAUCAUGAUGUUCUCAAGUCCUCGAUCAGUUGGGCUCAUCAUUUUGAGCCUUUUUCUCGUGGGAACAAGGAUAGACCAAACUCUUCGGUGAUUCUUCAUCACUUUUCACAAGAUUUGGUGUAUCUAUUUACGGAUAGAGCAGUGGCAAGAGCCUCCGGAAAUGCCUCAGCAGGUGGUAUGGUUAGGGAUAGAGAUGGGAGUUGGAUAUUAGGAUUCAAGCAUUAUCUAGGCAGAUGUUGUUCACCUUUGGAAGCUUCUUGA
Gossypium arboreum is the source of this 2322-nucleotide messenger RNA. RefSeq lists its product as uncharacterized. The record is from RefSeq and is a predicted model, not a curated record. NCBI's taxonomy places the organism in Eukaryota, Viridiplantae, Streptophyta, Magnoliopsida, Malvales, Malvaceae. The coding region runs from base 1 to 2322 and encodes 773 amino acids. The transcript has 8 exons.